AUGGAGGCCAGCACGGAAGAACCGCUCAGCCCCGCGCAAAUGGACAUUGACCCCGCUGACCCCACACCCGCCCCCGCCCCGGCCACUGCUGAGACUUCUGACACCCCAAUUGCAGGGCCCCCCACCACCACCACCGCAGAGCGCCCCCUCGGCCCUGACGGUAAACCAAUCUCAAAGUCCGCCCACAAGAAGCUGCUGAAGCUGCAGCGCCUCGCCGAGACACGCGAGCAGUGGAAGGCCGACAAGAAGCGGAAGCUGAAAGAGAAGAAGCAGCGGGACCGGGAGGAGCGGGAGGCCGCUGCCGCCGCCUCUACCGGCACCAACAAGCGCAAGAAGGACGACGGCGAGGAUGAGGAGGACGGGACACAGGACGACGAGGAGGAGCAGGAGGGGGAGGAUGGGCAGCCGGCGGGGAAGAAGUUGAAGCAGAAGCAGCCGGCGGCGGGGGCGGGGGCGGGGGCGGGGGCGGCACUGCCGACUGCGACGGCGGGGGUGAAGAGGGUCGUGGAGGAUAUAACGCUGAUACUGGACUGCGGGUUUGACGACAAGAUGCACGACAAGGAGAUCGUGUCCAUGUCCUCACAGCUGACGCGCUGCUACGCCUUCAACCGCGCCGCGCCGCGCCAGUUUAAGCUCGCCGUCACCUCACUCAACGGGCGGCUGCUCGCGCGCUUCCAGAACGGGCUCAGCAACCACCAUCUACACUGGAAGGGCAUCACCUUUUCCGACAGCGAGUACGAGGUGACGGACGAGAACCGCGGGAAGCUGGUGUAUCUGACGGCCGACUCGGAGGAUACGGUGGAGGACCUGGUGCCGGGGACGAGCUAUAUCAUUGGUGGGAUUGUGGAUCGGAAUCGUUAUAAAAGCCUCUGCUACAACAAAGCCACCGCGCAAAACAUCCGCACCGCAAAGCUCCCCAUCGGCGACUACAUCAAGAUGUCGUCGCGCUUCGUGCUCACCACCAACCAGGUCGUCGAGAUCAUGCUCAAGUACCUCGAGUGCCGCGACUGGAAGCAGGCCUUCAUCGCCGUCAUCCCGCCGCGGAAGCAGCCCGUCGUGAAGCCCGCUACGGCGAAAGAAGGUGCGGAUGACAAUGAUGGCGAGAAGGAGUCUAGUGUUGAGGAUGGGGAUACAUAG
Molecule: messenger RNA, 1137 nt
Organism: Morchella importuna
Lineage: Eukaryota; Fungi; Ascomycota; Pezizomycetes; Pezizales; Morchellaceae
Exons: 3
Coding region: 1-1137 (378 amino acids)
Biological process (GO): tRNA N1-guanine methylation
Cellular component (GO): nucleus
Molecular function (GO): tRNA binding
Source: RefSeq, a predicted model, not a curated record